AUGGCGGAAGGAGGCAAAGGUGGCGAGCCCGGGCCCGAAGAGGGCCCGGUGUCAAAGCCCGCCUCGUCAUUCGAGGCGGCCGGAGGCCGGCUGAGGUUCACGAUAGAGCUCAAUCCGGAAGAAACGACCAUCGUUUCGUGGAAGAAGCUUGUCAGGGAGGCCAAUUUGAGCAUGUCUGGUGGGCCCGGCCCGUCGGUGUCAGGGCCCGGAAUCCAACCUCAGCCCGUGUCUCAGCCUCCGCCUCCGCCUCCAUCUCUACCGGCGGGGGCUGCUUCUUUCGAGCCACCCGCCGUGAAAGAACAGAGGGAUCCUCAAGGGCAGGCCGGGUCGACCCGUUUGAAUUCGGUGAUUGAGAGGAUUGAGAGAAUGUAUGCGGGAAGUGGGAGCAGUGAUGACGAAGAUGUUAGGCUAGACAAUGUGCCGGAUGAUGAUGAAUAUGAUACUGAUGAUUCCUUCAUUGAUGAUGCUGAAUUGGACAACUAUUUCCAAGUUGAUAAUUCGGAAGUUAAGCAUCAUGGAUUUUUCGUGAACCGUGGGAAGUUGGAGCAUGUUGAACCUAAUUCCUCUAACCAGCAGCCAAAAAAGAGGAGACACAAAGAUUUGGUAAAAGGGCAGAAUGAGAGUGAUGAUGGACGUAACCAAAAUAAAACUGCGAAAAGGGGAAAUAAAGGUAAAAAAACAUCAUCAAUGAUCCAUACAAGCUCGACCAACGUGCGUGGUGAGGAUAUACAAUUUCAGGCUGCACCUUCAGAUGCUGCUGAAAUUUCAAUAAAGAAAAAAGCUUCAGAUUCCCAUGCUACAGAACGUUCUUCAUUAUUGUUGGACGGUGGUGCUAUCAGGCAGAGUAUGGAUAUUGAUGGGCAAAGGCUUGAAAUCCUCUCAUCAAAGAAACAUAGUAGCAAACUGAAAGAGAGGGAACCUCAUGAUGCUGCAACAUAUAGGUCAAAUGAUAAGAGCUCCUAUGCAAGCAAAACCCAAUCUGGGAAACAACCAAUUAAUGUCGAUUAUCUAGACCGGCCAUUUCAACAAAAAGAAAAAGGUGGACCUGCAGAAAACCUUAACAUCCUUUCAAACAGGGAAUCCAUGCCAACUAUGAAGGCUGCUCUAAUGCCUAGAAAUGAUGGAUCUACUGUUCAGACAAAGACUGCAAAUCUCGAGAAGGCUAUUAGGGAGCUAGAGAAGAUAGUUGCAGAAUCCAGACCACCUACUGAAGUCCAGGGUGAUGAUAAUACUUCUCAGGCAGUCAAAAAGAGAGUGCCGCGUGAAAUAAGGGAUAAGCUGGCGGAAGUUGCUAGUUUUGCGCAGGACAGCAAUGGAGAAAUACCAGUGGAUUUGAUCAAUCGUCUGAUGAGCAUUGUUGGCCACUUGAUGCAACGUAGAACCCUGAAGAGAAACCUUAUAAUCAUGGCUAAUGCCGGAUUAUCUGCUAAACAAGAGAAGGCUGACCGAAUAGAGAAGAUAAAACAAGAGGUUGCUGAGAUGGUUAAGCAGCGGAUUCCAUAUAUGAAAUCAAAAGCUGAGCAGCUAGCUGCAAAUUCAGAUGAUUUUCAGGAAGCUGGUCCAGAAGUGAAAGAAGUCCUGAAACGCAAAUACAGCAUGGAUGAUGCACUGGGAAAUAAGAUUUGUGAUUUAUAUGACCUUUAUGUUGAGAGAAUAGAUGAGGAUUCAGGUCCACCAAUCAGAAGGCUGUAUCAAGAGCUUGUGGUAAUGUGGCCUAGUGGAUUUAUGGAUACUGAUGGAAUCAAACGUGCUAUAUACCGAGUGAAAGAAAGGAGGGGUCUGGGCAUCCCGGCAAAGGAUCGAGAGAAAAGCAAGAGCCAGAAAGUCUUGCCUCCAAAACAAAAGGACGCCACUAAUGUCUCUCAAUCCUCACAUACUCGCGAAAAGCCACUCUCAGAUUCCCUUUCUCCUUUGACCAAGAAACCAACCUUCAGCGCUCGUAAACCAGUUGCCUUAGCACACGGCCCAAAAGCCGACAAAAGAAAGCAAGAGAAGGCAAAAGGAAGUUCCAGUGGCAAUCCUCCUGUGGAUGCAGUGGCAUCAAAUUCGAUGCCGAGUAAAAAACUGAAAAAGAAGCCGAAUUUGGAGGCUUUAGAGACUCAGGUUCGGCUCGAGAAGCUGGCGCUGUCAAAGGCGGACGAGAGGCCCAAACUACAGAAGCACGCGGCUCAGAGUAGUACCUCUAAGUUUGCAUAA
This is a messenger RNA of Striga hermonthica, 2196 nucleotides long. Lineage: Eukaryota; Viridiplantae; Streptophyta; Magnoliopsida; Lamiales; Orobanchaceae. The record is from the annotation of a GenBank genome assembly.